Molecule: messenger RNA, 393 nt
Organism: Meloidogyne enterolobii
Lineage: Eukaryota; Metazoa; Nematoda; Chromadorea; Rhabditida; Meloidogynidae
Source: the annotation of a GenBank genome assembly
UUUUCUGACAGAAUGUAUAGAGAUUAGACUGUGAAUGUCAUAGCGAGUAAAAAUUGGACUGGAAGUGUCGUAACGAUAUAGUAUCUCAAAAAAUCUCGAUUCUCUAAAACCCUCAAUUAUUUUUGAACGAGUUCUCAUCUCGGUCCGAUCACUAAUAACGAGUGUCACUAUAAAAAUUAAUUCAAUUUCUUAUAGCGUUAUUGUCCAAAAAUUAAUUAUGAAAUAAAAACUAAAUUUGAUGUGUUUAUGAUCUGUUUAUAUUUAAUUAUAGGCUGCAUUAUUGGUUUUCUUAUUGGCAGAAUUAUAGGCCAUUUUAUUAUUCCCAGUUCACAUUCUACUAUUAUUAAACAUGAGAAUAUUAGCCUUUCAAAUGCAAGUGUCGGAGGACAUUGA